Molecule: messenger RNA, 1762 nt
Organism: Annulohypoxylon truncatum
Lineage: Eukaryota; Fungi; Ascomycota; Sordariomycetes; Xylariales; Hypoxylaceae
Exons: 1
Coding region: 134-1573 (479 amino acids)
Biological process (GO): DNA-templated transcription initiation
Cellular component (GO): RNA polymerase I complex
Source: RefSeq, a predicted model, not a curated record
GGGAAGCUUCGAUUUGAUGCCGACGAUUGUUAAUUUUUCCCUGACUCUUAGUUUCCGAACCAAUUGAUCACUACAAGAAACAUAAAUCAAUUGCGAAUUCGGUACUUACUUAGUCUAGUUCGCCUCGUACGAAAUGGCGGACGAACAAGCGUCGACAGCGGCGCUAGCUUCUGAAAAGAAGCACAAGUCUCAUAAGAAACACAAGCGACACCUCGAAAAUGAUGGUACCGAGAGUAGCGAGCGAAAACACAAGAAGUCGAAGAGUAGCGCCCAUGUGCCUGUCAUAGAACCAGAAGUCCCAACUCGGAUAGAACCCAAAGCGUCAGAAGUAGUCGAGACGGAUGGCGCCGACAAAAAGACGGAGAAGAAAAAGCGACGGAAACAUAAGAGCCAUGCGACAGAUAACGCUGACGAAGACCAGCCGGCACCAACGUCAGCGCAAGAUGGCGCAACAGAUGUGGACACAGCAAAGAAGGAGAAAAAGAAGUCAAAGUCAAAGGAUCAUAAGAGAAAACACGAGAAGGCUGAAGUUACUGAGACGAUCAUACCCUACAGUCAGGGAGAUGUCCCCGACCCCGAAGCCAUGGACAUUGAUUCGGCGCCAGCUGAGAAUGAUAUCUUCGGCCCUGAUGAGUUUGGGCAGAAACCAGCCGACAAGGCAUACCCCUUCUUCACCCAGACCGUUUCCCAGUACCUCGCCUUAUUCCCAUCUGGUCUGAUCGAACCGGUAGAAGGUUUCGCAGAUCAGCACCUAAGGCCUCUCCUCAAACGAUAUGUCCCCAGUUUUCGCGGUGUUCUACUAGCAUACCGAAACCCUCGCGUUGGAGAGGCGCCUGGCAAAGGAUCAUUAACCGAAGAAAGCGCACCAGACGACGUCGUGCUGCUCGAGUCUAUCAACGAAUAUGCUGUGAGCUUUGGAUGGUUAACAGUCGAUGUAGACGUAUUCCGUCCGACCCGGGGUGCGUGGAUGGAAGGUAUAGUGAAUCUACAAGGCGAGGGCCAUAUUGGCGUUGUCUGCUGGGAUUUAUUUAAUGCUUCAAUUGAGGCCGGACGACUGCCUCACGGUUGGCAUUGGGUCGACCUUCUAUCCAAAGGCAAGGAGAAGAGCAAGGACAAGGGUAAGGGCAGGCAAAGCGACAGAGAGAAGACAGCUGAGGAAGCCAAGCUACCUACUCCUGAUCCCUUCGACGACCCCAAUAACGAGCUCGAUAAUGACACAACCCAAAUACAUACUACGGGUUACUGGGUGGACGAGAAUGGUACAAAAGUACGCGGAGGAGCUAAGCUUUACUUCCGGAUCAAGCAUUACGAGGUUGGUGUUAGUGGCGACUACGGUUACUUAAGUAUCGAGGGCACUAUGUUGAACGAGGAGGAAGAGAAGGCCAAAUACACCAAGGAGAUGGAGGUCUUAAGGCGGCGUAAGCAAAGACACGGGGGUCUCUUGCGGAAAGAGCAGAAACGCUUGCCCGAGUUUAGCAUGACCAAGUUCGGUGCGAACGAAGCUGAAGACAACGAGGCCCAACGUGCUCCCGUGCAAUGGGUCGGCAGUCGUCCUGGUAGCGACACGGAAUAGGCAAAAUCGUAAUUCACACGUAUAUCCAUCAUUGGGAGUAAGCGGACAUUGGCGUCACUGGUUCGGUUGAAGGUUAUCAAAAAUUACCUGCUACGCAUGUCGAUAGGAAUAUGCCAAUACGUUCAACAUUAUCAGGAAGUCGAUCUGUGACUAGAGUCUGGUUGAUCCUGACGGUUGACUAACAAACAU